Tupaia belangeri chinensis (Chinese tree shrew) is the source of this 954-nucleotide messenger RNA. RefSeq names its product sulfotransferase 1C3. NCBI's taxonomy places the organism in Eukaryota, Metazoa, Chordata, Mammalia, Scandentia, Tupaiidae. The record is from RefSeq and is a predicted model, not a curated record. Gene Ontology annotation, molecular function: sulfotransferase activity.
AUGGGUGAAAAGCAGCCCGAACUAUUGAUGAAGGAGCUCCCAGUACAGAACAGCCAAGAUUUGUAUCUGCCUCCCAACCUUUUGCUUACUGAUGGUUUUCUGUUUGGUUUUGUUUUCUGUUCUUCCCUGAACACACUUGCAAAUCAGUACAAGCCCAAGUGCUUCAUCUUCAACAAAAAAGAACUGUUUCGGGUCCCCAGGCAAAAGGAUUACGCCAGGUAUGACCUGGAGGCAAGAGAUUUUGACACGAUUCAAAAUGAUGGUGACAUGGAGAAAGGCAGGCAAGCCUCUUCUACAGAAAGAAACGCUUUCAUUGGAUUAGCAUUUCCCCAUAGAAAGAAAACGUCUCUGGAGAAGGCACUGGAGAUGCCCUCACGGGUGUUGAACACUCACCUUCCCUCACAUCAGUGCCCCUCCUCUAUCUGGAAACAAAACUGCAAGGUCAUCUGCGUGGCCAGAAAUGCCAAGGACUGCCCGAUGUCCUGCCACCACCGUCACAGGGUGACUCCGUCGUUGCCCAACCCUCAGAGCUGGGAGGACUUCUGUGAGAAAUUCAUGUCAAGAAAAGGUGUCUUAGGGUCCUGGUGCGACCACGUGGAAGGGUGAUGGGAUGCGAAGGACCAGCACUGGCUCCUCUACCUCUUCUGUGAAGAUCUGGAAAAAGAUCCAAAACACGAGAUUCACCCAGUGUUGGAAUUUCUGGAGAAACUGUCAGAGGACACUGUGAACAAGAUUAUCCACCACACCUCGUUGGAGGUAAUGAAGGAAAAGCCUACGGCCGACCAGUCAACUGGGCCUUCCUUCACAUAUGAUUUCACCAUCUCCAAAUUCUUGAGAAAAGGGAUGCCUGGAGACUGGAAGAACCAUUUUACUGUGGCUAUGAAUGAGAAUUUUGAUGAGCAUUAUAAGAAGAAAAUGGAAGGGACCACACUGACUUUCUGCACAGAAAUCUGA